This is a messenger RNA of Solanum dulcamara, 2370 nucleotides long. RefSeq names its product L-type lectin-domain containing receptor kinase VII.1. Gene Ontology annotation, biological process: protein phosphorylation. Gene Ontology annotation, molecular function: protein kinase activity; ATP binding; carbohydrate binding. The transcript has a single exon. Gene Ontology annotation, cellular component: plasma membrane. Lineage: Eukaryota; Viridiplantae; Streptophyta; Magnoliopsida; Solanales; Solanaceae. The record is from RefSeq and is a predicted model, not a curated record. Bases 52 to 2148 code for a protein of 698 amino acids.
UUUCCAUAAUUCUUUCUCCAUGAGAAUUAGCUGUGCUUCUUCUUUCUUAGAAUGAACCAAUAUUAUCCAAAAUUUCUUUUUUCUUACCUGUUAUUAACCAUAUUUUCUUGUAAUCAAUCAGUUGCAGAAACUGAUUUUGUCUUCAAUGGCUUUACACAAUCAGAUGUGUCAAUUUUUGGGAAUGCUACAAUUGAAUCUAGGAUACUUACUCUUUCAAAUGACUCAACUUUCUCAAUUGGUAGAGCUCUGUACCAUUCAAAGAUUGCCACAAAAGAAGUCAACUCAUCCAAAGUUCUUCCCUUUUCAACUUCUUUCAUUUUUGCAAUGGCUCCCUACAAAGACAGGCUACCAGGACAUGGCAUAGUUUUUUUGUUUGUGCCACACACAGGUAUUGAUGGUACUACUUCUGCACAGAAUUUAGGUUUCUUGAAUUUUACAAACAAUGGGAAUCCCAAUAAUCAUGUCUUUGGGGUUGAGUUUGAUGUUUUCAAGAAUCAAGAAUUCAAUGACAUAAAUGAAAACCAUGUUGGAAUUGAUGUCAAUUCUCUUGCAUCAGUGUUUGCUCAUGAAGCAGGAUAUUGGCCUGAUGAGAACACUAAGUAUAAUAGUGAUGGUAGCCUAAAUGAGGAGUCUUUAGAGACUUUAAAGUUGAAUAAUGGAAGAAAUUACCAAGUUUGGGUUGAUUAUGAAGAUUUCAACAUUAGUGUAACUAUGGCACCAGUUGGUAUGAAAAGGCCUAAGCAACCCUUGUUGGAUUUUCCUCUAAAUCUCUCUCUGGUUUUUGAGGAAGAGAUGUAUGUGGGGUUUACAGCAUCCACUGGAGAUCUUGCUCAAAGUCACAAGAUUUUAUCUUGGAGUUUUAGUAACUCGAAUUUUUCGAUAGGUGAUGCUUUGAUUACAUAUGGGCUGCCUUCAUUUGAGCUUCCUGAGGAUCCAGUUUAUCGAUCGAAGGGAUUCAUUGCAGGUAUGACAGUGUCACUCUUGUUUCUUGUUAUGGCCAGUGCAGUAGCUUCAUGGUUUCUGAUUAAGAGAAAUAGGAGAAUAAAAAGGGAAAGAGAGGAUAUGGAAGAUUGGGAAUUGGAAUAUUGGCCACAUAGGAUUACUUAUCAAGAAAUUGAUGCUGCAACAAAGGGUUUUGCCGAUGAAAAUGUGAUUGGAGUUGGAGGUAAUGGGAAGGUUUAUAAAGGGGUUUUGGCUGGGGGUUCAGAGGUUGCAAUAAAGCGCAUUUCUCACCAAAACAGUGAAGGGGCAAGGCAAUUCUUGGCUGAGAUUUCAAGUCUUGGUAGGCUAAAGCAAAGAAAUUUGGUGUCAUUAAGAGGGUGGUGCAAGAAAGACAGAGGCAGCCUGAUUUUGGUUUAUGAUUACAUGGAAAAUGGGAGCUUGGAUAAAAGGUUGUUUGAAUCUGAUGAAAGAAACAUGCUGAGUUUUGAAGACAGAAUUAGGAUUUUAAAAGAUGUGGCAUCAGGGGUUCUAUACUUGCAUGAGGGAUGGGAGGCAAAAGUGUUGCAUAGGGACAUUAAGGCUAGCAAUGUUUUACUUGACAAGGACAUGAAUGCAAGGCUAGGUGAUUUUGGUCUAGCCAAAAUGCAUGAUCAUAGUCAAGUAGCUAGCACGACUCGAGUUGUUGGCACCGUGGGAUACUUGGCGCCAGAGUUCGUCAAGACUGGACGUGCCUCCACACAAACCGAUGUGUUUGGAUAUGGAGUUCUAAUUAUGGAGGUGAUGUGUGGAAGGAGGCCUAUAGAGGAUGAAGGCAAGCCACCUUUAGUGGAUUGGCUGUGGGAACUACUGAGACGAGGUGAAUUGUUUAAAGCCUUUGAUAGUCGAUUAAGGACUCAUCAAGAUUUCAGUGAAGAGGAAGCCUUAAGGGUAUUGCAAUUAGGCAUGAUAUGCACGAGCCUAGACGCCAAAGCUAGGCCAAGCAUGAGACAAGUGGUGAAAUUCUUUGACAGGAAUAGUGAUGUUGAUGAAUAUGAAACUGAGGAUAUGGAUGCUUACCUUCUGGAGAGUUUGAGAUCUAAUACCAUGUUGUCCAAUUUUUCCUUGAGUUUAAGCCAUGGUUCACAUCCAACAUUUGAAGAAAUUAGAGAAGGUUUGUCUUCUUCCAUGUCAAUUUCUUGGACAAAUUCUCUGGUGGAUGGUAGAUGAGUUUAACAUUUGGUUGGUUUUUGUCCAUCACUCUGCUUUAACUUUUGUUAACCUUCAUCUCCUAUACUUCCAGGGCCAAGCUUUGAUUGAAUUGGCAUUUGCCAAUGCUGCUUCAUGUAUCUUUUUUAUAUGAUGGGGUAGGAAAAAGGAUAGGCUAGGAGAUAAUGUAUUCAUUUCUUUUUUUGUACCUUGAUACUAGUUGUAGUGGAAGAGUUUGUUCUC